This is a messenger RNA of Acanthoscelides obtectus, 8167 nucleotides long. The record is from the annotation of a GenBank genome assembly. NCBI's taxonomy places the organism in Eukaryota, Metazoa, Arthropoda, Insecta, Coleoptera, Chrysomelidae.
UUCAGUAGCACUACUACUAAUGUUAUCUUUUCUGUUAUUUCAGGGGUCCUGGACAUGACCGCUACGGAGAACACCAUCCGUUUCAGUGUCCACACCCUGGACAAAGCCACGAAAGCGAAAGUCACCUUAGAAAAUUAUUACAGUAAUCUGAUAGCCCAACACGUCGAGCGAAAACAAAGGUUAGCGAAACUCGAAGAAUCCCUAAAAGAUGAGACCUUAUCGGAGGAACAGAGACAUGAAAAAAGGUUACAGCACGCCCAGAAAGAGACAGAGUUCCUCAGGUUGAAAAGGUCCCGACUGGGUGUUGAAGACUUCGAGCCCCUCAAAGUGAUAGGUAGAGGGGCAUUCGGAGAGGUUAGAUUAGUACAGAAGAAGGACACAGGUCACGUGUAUGCUAUGAAGAUUCUCAGGAAAGCGGAUAUGUUAGAGAAAGAACAGGUAGCGCACGUGCGAGCUGAACGUGAUAUUUUGGUGGAGGCGGACCACCAGUGGGUGGUGAAGAUGUACUACAGCUUCCAGGACCCCAUCAAUCUGUACCUGAUCAUGGAGUUCCUGCCUGGAGGGGACAUGAUGACCUUACUGAUGAAGAAGGACACCCUCUCUGAAGAGUGCACCCAGUUCUACAUCACGGAAACCGCGCUCGCUAUAGACUCUAUUCAUAAGUUAGGAUUCAUACAUAGGGAUAUAAAGCCAGACAAUUUAUUAUUGGAUGCAAAAGGACAUUUGAAAUUGUCUGAUUUUGGACUUUGUACAGGAUUGAAGAAAUCGCAUCGAACUGAUUUCUAUAGGGAUUUGAGUCAAGCGAAGCCCUCAGACUUUAGUAAGUAUAUGCAAAUCUUGAAAUACAAGGUAUGUCUCAAAGUAAUAACCUCGAGUCCAAUGGACAGCAAACGCCGUGCAGAAAGUUGGAAGAAGAACCGUCGACAGUUAGCGUACAGCACGGUAGGGACGCCUGACUACAUUGCCCCCGAGGUAUUCUUGCAAACGGGAUAUGGUCCUGCCUGCGACUGGUGGUCCCUGGGUGUCAUCAUGUACGAAAUGCUGAUCGGGUACCCUCCCUUCUGUUCGGAGAACCCGCAGGAUACUUACAGGAAGGUCAUGAAUUGGAGGGAGACGCUGGUUUUUCCCGCUGAAGUGCCCAUUUCCGAAGAGGCCAAAGAUACAAUUAUCAAAUUCUGCUGUGAGGCAGAUCGACGUUUAGGAUCUCAAAAAGGACUGGAAGACUUGAAGCUGAAUCAAUUUUUCCGGGGAGUGGACUGGGAGCACAUCAGAGAGCGACCGGCAGCUAUACCAGUCGAAGUUAGAUCUAUAGAUGAUACGUCAAACUUUGACGAUUUCCCUGAUGUGAAAUUAGAAAUUCCUGCAGCGCCUAUGCCUCAAGAUGGCGAGAUAAAUUAUAAAGAUUGGGUGUUCAUCAACUACACGUUCAAGAGGUUUGAAGGUCUGACGCAGAGAGGGACUCCAACCAAAAAAUAAUAGUCAUAUUCUUCUGUGUCUGUUCAUUUAGCUUUAACUGGAGAAAAUACGAAUAAAUCCAGCCUUGUAGUCAUACCAUUUUAUCUAGGAGGAAUGUGAACGUAGCAAAAAGUUUCUGUGUUCGGACGAUGAUAAUGAAAUAUUUACGGACAUGUAAUAGAUCAAAUAUAUUUACAUUCUUUUACACAAAAAUAGCAUGUCUUUGAUUUCAAAAAAUCUAACAACUAGCUAGCUAACUUUUCUGAACAACCAUAAGAUGUUGGAAAAUGUAAUUGUCGGGAAAUCAAAUUAAAUUCAUAAGAAAAUAUGAGCUGUGAAUUUGUUGAAAUACACAUAACAGUUUCUCUUCGCUUAACGUAUUGUGUAUAUUUUAUACUUUUGUAGUGACUUUCAGAUGAAAAAAUUAGGACAAAGUUAGGAUAUGUGAAUCUAAAUAGAACAAAAUUGAAUAUUGCUGUUAUAAGAUUACCUAUACCGCCAAUAUUGUAAUUGUGAUGCUUUUCCUGUUUUAAAUCUCAUUAGAAUGUAACAAGCGCCUGCCGUUUUUAGUACAUAAAAGUGUGGUCUCAAACUUCAGUAAUCAAAGGAAUGGUAGUCGAAUCUCAUUAAGGUUUUUAUAACAUGCUGGCCUUCGUACAAAUUUAUACUUUUCCAAACCUGCGUAUUCACCAAAGGCAAGUCAGCUUUUCAAUUGCAAGUUAACGUUCAGUUAUUAGAAUUUGUUUUUUCGAGUAAUUUCAAAGUUGUAGUUAACGCCAUCAAAUCGACACUAGUUUUUUUUAUAUUUGCAGUACUUGCAGAUGUCAUUGUCUCUAAAUAAAGGUAACUGCAUUUAAACAUUAGUCGAAUAUAUAAUUACAAUUAAUCUGAGAUUGAAAAAACAUAGUCACAGCUCAUAUAAUAUGCCAUGAAUCAUUUGUAUCUGCUCGUUUCUUUUUGAUUCACUUAGCAAAUCACAUUUGCUACAAAACUACUACUACAGUGUUUUCUGAUGAUAAUCUUUUUAUGCACGUUUAAAAUUGUUGCUUCCACAUUUCGUCCUAGAUAGGCUCUCUUCUUUGAGCUGACAAGUGACAACUUGAGAUUGAAUUGAAAAGGGAAUACAAGAGACGCUUAUUUUUAGAAAAUGAGGGAUAUUAGGGAACAUUUUGUUUAUACGGAUACUAUAGUUGUCUCCUAAGACUAUUAUUGUAACGACUUGUCAGCGUUUUCUAAAAAUAAGUAAUCCAAAUUUCGUGUAUUAUAGUUCUGAAAGUUUUCUAUGUUGUUUUGAGAGCAAAACUAUUGUAAAUGUUGUGUUUAGCGUGGAUAUACAGGGUGUUUCAUGAAUGUAUUUUGCAGCUGUCAGACAUUCUUGAUAUAAUAACAUCUGUUUUGGACAUGUGGCAGCACAUGUCAGAAUGUUGCCAUCGUCAGUUAUACUCAAUACAUACAGAUCCGCAGACAGUUUAUUUAUAAAAUAAAUUCAUGUGAGCUCAAAGACUAGAGCUCCCUUGUUUAUACUACCAGUGGUAAUAAACAUUCAACAGUGCUUUUUUAUUGGGUACACAUUCUAUGUAGCGUUUUUGGCAAUACCACAACCCAAUACAUUUUUAAACCUAUCAACUAAGAACAAGAUUGGUACAAAUAUGGAGCAAAGUGCUAUGAAUCACCUUGUGUAAAACAGACGUUUUGUGUCUGAAUGUUGGGAAAUUAAUUUGUGUAAAUAUAGAUGCUUAUUUGCUCUCCUAUGCGUAAUUUCAUAUGUUUUUUGUAUCAGUAUUUUGGGAAAUAUCGCCUUCAAAGGUGUGGUAUAUCUGCAAACAAACACUUUUCUAAGGAUUCUCAAGCAACUAAAAUCACUUUGAUAUCCUCGCUAAAGAAUUAUGUAUUAUUCUUGAGAUUUUAUCCAAAUAUAAAAAAUGAGCCGGCCUGUUCGAUUCACAAGUAUUUCCUAACAUUGUGGACCGAGACGUAGCGUUGCCGUUCAUAAAAUCCUUUCCAAACAUAAUAUAGUGUAUUAUUGCAUGGAUAAAUAACUAAUAGUUGUAAGCAAAAUGAAAGCAGAUAGUGAUUGUAAUUUUGUACUGAAUUUUAUUUUUGUGAUAGGGUAUGAUUAUGACACAUAAAUAUAGUAAUAUUUCGUGUACAUUAGGUCAGUACAAAAUUAAUAUUAUAGUGCUGUCAGUUUGAUUUUUGGUAUCAUAUUCUUGCAACUCUCGUGAAUUUGGAUGUACAUUGCUUAUAAAUAGAAAAUUCUUUGAGGAACUUCCUGGAUGAAUUACUGAUAAGUUUGAUCUACUUCACUUCUUCUUCAACUUUAUAGUAUGAAGCCAGAACAGUCCAUAUGUGGACACAAUUUACGCCUUGUUUCAAAAUUCGAGAUCGUACAGGGUGCGGCAGCAUAACUUCCUUUUUGCAAAACUUACUAAUGAAUUAGAAAGUGUUUAAAAUAAAAUCAGAUAGGCGGUGUCCCCCAGUCUCCAUACACUGAGUAAACCGAUUUGUGGCGUUUGCCAUGACUCUUGACAGCAUAGCAGGCAAUUUCUUCCUGGAUGUUGGUCUUCAAAUCUUUUCGGUUCACGUAAAAACGGUAUUUCAAAAAAAAAACAGAAAAAACUAAGUAGCCAAAUCGGGAGAGCGGGCCGGUAACUCCAAAUCGCUUUGGGAAGUGUUCCCUCAAAACAGCCAUUGAUGCUCUUGAAGUGUGUGCCGUUAUACCUCCUAACUCAUCUAGCUGAGGAAAUGAUCCUGUAACAUGUUUAUAUACUGGCCCGAAAUCACUGUCACUGCGACUUCAUAAUUCCCAAAGAAUCAGGAAUCAAUAAAUUGCACACCACACUGUGAAUAGGUGAAUUCAAAGGCAUUUCUCGAGGAUUGCUGCCAGCUCAGUACCGCAUAUUUUGUUUGUUAACGGAUCCACACAAUUAAAAAACAAUAGCGUCAUCGGGAAGCGAGAAUUGAAGUUGGCUGCACAAUUGCCAUCUUGUCAGGAUGGAAAUGAAGGUCAUCGUGAAGAAGUCCCAUCACAGAACUAUCGGAAAUCUAAGGGCAGACACAAACAUGUUUGCGCGCAGAACGUCGUGGUGAUCGCAACAUUGAAGCUCUGACUGCCUCAAUGUUUUCAGGUGAUCUACUUGGCGGAAGGACUCCAGUUCUUCGUCUUAUCACACUUGCAGUUUGUUUGAACAUAUAGUGACGCACAUAACAAUUGAUGUCUAGUCAGAAACAGGGGCCAACGGAGCAAAAUUGAAGCGAUUCCAAAAGGCGCUCUGGGUUGCGAUCGCAGAAGAUCUGCUCGAAAAGUACGUAUUUCAACGGCAACAGCACGCUCCUCACUGAUCCAACGCGUGAUUACGACUGAACUGUGUCAGGAUCAAAUAGAGAACCAGACCACUAGUGAUCCUCUACUACAUCAACCGACUAAAUUUUAAAUAAGGAAGUUAUGCUGCCGCACCUUUAGUCUAAUCAUAUUAGCAAAUUUCCCCGGAAUAAUUGUAAAGUCUGGUUUUACUGGUGCAAGUUGUUCAAGGUUUAAAACAUGGACGCAUAAAAUGAGUACACCAAUUUUUGUGGGAAAACUUUUUAUUUGACAAGAAAGAAUGAGAAAACGUGUUUUUGGGAUUCAAUCGAAAGUGUUGACAGAAAGCAAAAAACUUUUCCUAUAAGAUUUUUAGAUAUUUAUGAGACCUGCAAAAUGAGACCACACGUAAAAGGAUCCGACUAUGUUAUGGCCGAAAUACGAGGCAAAAUUAAUGUUUUGGCACGUGUUGGUAAUGCGACGAUAAUUUCACGCAACUAUUUGAAAUUCACCAAAUCCGUAGGAUUCAUACUUCUAAAUAACAACAAAAUUGGAUUAUAUUGGUCAAGUAGUUUUUUGAGAAUUUCUAGUUGUGUAUACCAAAACAACUGUUUUCCGGCUAUCACUACUAGUUUAUUGAGCAAUAUACAGGGUUCGUUCAAAGAGCAUUUAAUAGCAAAAUACUCUCCGAAAGAUAAAUGUUAUUUUUAUGCGAAAAACAAAGGUUACGUUUUUAUCUCCUAAACAUAUUCAAACAUUUCGUUUUUGUUAGUAAUUGAACAAACGCGCUACGAUAUUCGAAAAACAUAUGUUACUAUUCACAUUUUAAAACAAAGCGGAUGACACUAUCAUCUUUUGUUACGAAUUACUCACAUAUUCGAAAUGUUUGAAUUUGUUUAGAAGAAUAAACGUAACCUAUCAUUUUUUGCAUAAAAAUAACAUUUAACCUCCAGGAUGGUUUGCGAUUCAUAUCGACAAAGUGAACUAGUUGUAUUUUGCUAUUAUUAAAUGCCUUUUGAACUAACCCUGUAUAUUGCUUAAUAAACUAGUAGUGAUGGCCGCAAUACAGGUGUUGUGGGAUAAACAAUUAGAAAUUUUCAAAAACUACUUGACCAAUCUACUCCAAUUUCAUUGUGGUUAUUUAGAAGUAUGAAUCCUACGAAUCUACAGAAUUUUAAAUAUCUGCGAGAAACCAUCGUCGCAUUACCAACAAGUGCAAAAAACCCGCAGUUUGCCUCGGUUUUCGGCCAUAACUUUUUUGCUAUUAGUCGUAUCUUUUUACGUAUGGUCUCAUUUUGUGGGUCUCAUAAAUACCUAAAAAACAUAUGGAGUUUUUUCGUUCCUGCCAACACUUUCGAUUGAGUCCCAAAAAACACGUUUUCUCAUUCUUUGUUGUCGAAUAAAAAGUAUUACCAGAAAAAUUUGUGUACCCAUUUUAUGCGUUUUGAAUACCCCCUUGAACAACUUGUAGCAAUAAAACCAGACUUUACAAUUAUUUUGCAAACCAGGGGUAUUUUCGUCUAGAAUAAUUAAACUACUUGUACUUGUGAUUUGUAGUAUUUCGGAAGUAACCAAGGCACAGAACCCUAGUGUACUGAAAUUUGGACUUUAUUUUAUCUCCAUAACUCUCUAUAUGUUCUGGUACAAUUAUGACUAAAAAAUUAUGGAUUUUGUUAUUAGUGCUAACGUGUGAUCGUCUUUUGUAGUAGUAAUUUUUCGAGAACGUCGAUUUAUGUUAUUUGGAAAUCAUCAACCUUCUGGUAGUUAUUUACAUUGGCGAUGCCCUUUGGAAAAUACAAAUUCAAGUUAUACUACCGAUUGAUGAAAAACAUUUGGAAGAAGUUUUUGUUUAGCAGUUACAUUUAAAAUGAUUUAUUCAGUCACUAAAAUUAUUUCUAGAUUAUUCUUGAUCUUGGUGAGAAAGUAACCUUUAGAACAACCGUGCAACAUCCACUGUUAGUUACAACACUAUAAUCUAAUUUUGGUGUAUAUGUUAUUUUUUGUUCGUUGUUAUGAAGUGAUACUUUUAUUAUUAUUGUUUUAACUUAUACAACUAUUUUCCCAAGAAUGUCGGGAAAUUCCUUUUUGUAUUAGCUUAAAGAUGGUAAAUCACUUAAAUUUAUAGCACCAUGUCGCUUGCUUCUGUCAGUGAGAUCAUAACAAAAAUACCUCUUUUUGUAAUUUCUUAACUUGGUUGGUAACGUAUGUUGUACAUACAUAUUUGUCAUCCACUUGUUAUAGCAUUCCCAACGAGUGAUUUUGCUGUUAGCCCCGGUUUGCCCUUAUCAGCAUCUUAGCAUCUUAGAUGCUGACUAAAGCCGAAGUGAUUCACAUGGUUGUCUGGGGACGCGGCCAUCGAAAAUUUUCCACAUUUGCCAGAAACUCUUUAUGACAAAAAUAGGGUGCAAACAACCUUACCAACUACGAUAUUUUACGGGACAAUAAGAAUGUCCUGCUUAAAAUGCCAUACGGCUGAGUAUAUGAGGUUGGAUUUUUUAGGGCUGGUCAUAUCAAAAUUUGACUGUCAAACAGUCUUAUUAAGUUAGUAAUUUUUGAGAUGAAUGUAGUGUUCACGUAGCUCUCUACACAUUGUAAAACUGUAAUAUUGUAUUAGAAUUUAUUUAGAAUUAAUUUUGUUAUUUAUUACGUUUGUAUUUUAUAUUUGGUCUCGCUAACAGGACUUGUAUAUAAAUAUUUACUUCCAGAACUGUGUAUAACAAAUUUUAAGAAAGUAAACUUUUCUGUGCUUAACACAGUUCUUUGAUUCCACACUCCUUUAAUCACUAAGAUACAUUAUGUUUUUGAUGACAGUAUACAGGGCCGGCUCAAAAGUUUUCGGCUCCCAAGGCGAUUGUAUGUAGGUGACUCUACCCUUCCUAUCCCGCCUUUAGCAUUUUCGAAGGCUGAUUGCACCAAAGUAUGCAUACAUUUGAAAUCCCCGUUAAAGUCUACUUUCGAAGUAUGUAUGUUAUCACAAAAAAUCUACUUGUCCCACUUUUCGCCUGUCCUGCUCUUAUCGGCGCCUCAAGGGUCGCCGCUCACGCAUUCGUGUAGUUCGGGUAGGGUGUUUUCAAAGUUGUGUCAUUUAUUUUAACUGCUUGUAGAACUCGUCAAAAGGAGUUGAUAUAUCAAAAAUCACCUAUAUAAAAGUUGCAUAAUACAUAGAAGAAACAGCAAACGAUUAAAAAUUUAAAAAAAACAAGAAUGUUAUUACACAGAUUUUUUGAUAUUCUCGAUCACUGCUUUGUAAAAUGUUUGCUUUUUUGUUUACUACUCUAAAUUUAGCAAACUUUUUGUAUUAUUGUAUGGUUUUCAGUACGAGUCUUUGGUUCGAUCAGCGGUAUUAGGCCCAAUUUCACCAACAUUAAUAUUAUGGACCAAUGGGAAAAUUCCUUAUCAAGUGAUUUCUAU